UAGGCAAACAGAGCCUAAGCCAGACACCCCUAAGAGUAUCUGAAUCCCAACGUGAACCAUAGAACUUGACUUGAAGUCAACCAUGGCCGAGUCAGCUUUAGCCUCUCUAUCUCUCCAUCUUCGUUUCCCUUUCUUCCUCAUUCCCUCUUAUCUUUCUAUAUAUAUACACGCGUGUGUGCCCAUUACUAUCAGAAAAAUCAAGUCACGUCGUAGAGAGGGAGAGAAAUAAUGGGAGAGCCGACGAGGGAGGAGAGACUCGAAGAGGCAGCCAUUCUCGGGCUAACGGACUCACUGAAUGAAAUACUUCGCCAAGAUCCGCUGAUUCUUCGACGAGUAAAGAUGGGUUGUUUUGUCUACACUCCUCUCCACGUGGCCGCGUCCAGGGGGCACCUGGAUUUUGUCCGGGUGCUGUUGGAUGACAACCAGGAACUCGCCCGAGUGCUGGACAACCGGCGGUGGUCGGCCCUCCACCUGGCGGCGGCCAACGGAUACCACAAGAUCGUGGAAGUUUUAGUGGAAGCUAACGCCAACAUGUGCUUAACUCUGGACGGCGACGGCAGAAAUCCUCUGCAACUGGCGGCCAUGGAGGGGCACGUCUCCGUAUUGCAUGUGUUCUUUAAGAAAAAUCCACACUGGAUUCAUGAGUUGCUCAAAGCCAUAGAUGGGGGCGGCAACACCAUCCUUCAUCUGGCUAUCAAGACCAAGAAAUUUGAGGUCGUGAAGGUGUUGCUUGAUAAAAUAAAAGAACAAGUGAAAGCGAAGAAAAUACAAAAGAAAGACAACCCCUCAAACACGAUAAACAAAUGCGGGUGCACGGCUCUGGACGUUUUUCUGAAAUUCAAAUCUUCUGAAGUGGAAGAUUUUAAAAAACUGAAGAAGCAGUUUAAAAACGCUGGUGCCUUGAAAGCUGGUGCCUUGAAAGCUGCUGCCUUGAAAGCCGAAGAAGACAAUCAGGAUGAGGGGUUGUCCAAGAAGCAGAAUGCGUUGAUGGUGGUGGCGUCGCUUAUCGCAACCAUGGCUUUCCAAGUCGGGGUGAGCCCUCCUGGUGGUGUCUGGCAAGACAAUUUGAACGGCCAUACAGCUGGAGAAGCUGUGAUUUCUUAUCGCGACUCAGAUAAAUAUGCAAUGUUCCUUUAUGCCAACACAAUAGGAUUUGUGUCAUCACUAAGCAUAAUUCUGUUUCUAGUGACCGGAUUGCCCUUCAAGAAAAAGUUGUUUACGCUGAUCAUGGUGCUGAUCAUGUUCCUCACAGUUACAUCCAUGACAGUUACAUACUCAAUUUCAAUCAGCAUGAUCAGUCAGGAGAAGAACAAUUUCAUGUAUUUCGGGGUGAGAGUUUGGUUUGGGGUGAUCUGUGUUCUUCUGGUAAUCCACGCCAUUCCCUUUCUGAUUAGGUGCUUGAAGGUCAGCUGGCAUAUAAUAAGGCUACUGAUGAAGUUGUUCGUGAAAUUCAUUUUCAUCCCACCUUCAAGUGACCAACGCCUACCAACUUCAUCUAAUGGGAAUGAACCCUAGCGCGCUCCAGCUUAAUGGGAACGGGAACCCAGCUUGAUCUUUAAUUAGCCUUAUCCGUGAGUUUGAAUUAGUGAAAGGAAGAUGGCAUAAUUGAUGGACUGAGCAGAGUUCUCUUUUAGAAUGUGUUAAAUGUAUUGCCUUCUAGUUCCUGUUAUGGAAAUUGAAUAAUUCCUUCGAAGUCGAAUCGUGUUAUAUAUGUUGCUGUAUUGUUUAGGAACUUGGUGUUUGGUUGUAAGAUUUGCCAUUAUCAUGAACCCAUUUCUUG
Molecule: messenger RNA, 1780 nt
Organism: Diospyros lotus (date-plum)
Lineage: Eukaryota; Viridiplantae; Streptophyta; Magnoliopsida; Ericales; Ebenaceae
Product: ankyrin repeat-containing protein ITN1-like
Exons: 2
Coding region: 229-1515 (428 amino acids)
Cellular component (GO): plasma membrane
Molecular function (GO): protein phosphatase 1 binding; protein phosphatase regulator activity
Source: RefSeq, a predicted model, not a curated record